AUGCAAUAAUUCUCUUUCUGAAAAUUAAUUGGUUUGAUAUUCCAGUUGAGAAUUAGGAUGGAUGUGCCUUUGACACACUGAGAUAUGUACUCGGUGGGUGCUGCUGUCCUGCGGCCCACGCUGGAUGUGGUGCGGCACAAUGCAGUGAGAUCUGUAUAUGGUGUCCUAGCUAAGAAGGCAGCCAAGAAGGGACCGGGGUUUAUGACUGAAGAUGCUCUAGCUAUCCGUGAAGCACGUAAAAAGAAGAAGGAGGAUGCGGCAAACAAGAAGUACGAUCCUGAAUUCUUGAUGACCGGGAAAGAGAAACGAGAACUUAAAGAGCUGGCGCAGUUGAAACAGCUCAAGCUGGAUAAGGAGCAACGGCCCAAGUUCACCUACCCUGCAGAGAUUAUGACUGGCUACAUUCCAUUAGGACCAGACACAGACCACCAAGCCAGGCGAAAGCAACAGAGGAAGAUAACCAAGCUGAAAAAGCAGGACAAGGCAAUGGAGAGAGCACAUCGGCGCCAUUACUUGGAGGUCCCGUUGCCUACAUUGCAUGCUAACUACAUACAAGAGCCGGACGGCAUGCGGGACCUGGCUCUAACAGCCAUCCACUACAAUGUGGCAAGUGAUGUGCUGCGACAGAAGGGCUUACUGCUCACGACGCCAUUGAACAUUCGCUACAAAGACGGUGACUUUGUCCACCGCGGUAAUAUCGUUUCACCGGCGACGGCUCAGACUCGACCGUCAAUGUUCUAUAAGCCUGGUAGUGAUGACACACUGUAUACCAUGAUCAUGACAACACCAGAUGGAAACAUCUUUGCUUACCGGGAAGAGGUGUUGCACUGGAUGGCCUGCAACAUACCUGGUAACAAGAUUGAUCAAGGUGACGAGAUUUGCCCGUACUUGCCACCAAUACCCUGCGAAGGCACAGGCUACCAUCGCUAUGCGUUUGUCUUACUAAAGCAAGUUGCUCGCAUCGAAGGCGUGGAGCCAUUGCCCAGUCGGGACUUGGAGAAGCGAUCAUUUAUCACUUCCGACUUCAUCAAGAAGCAUGAGCUGGGACUCCGCGGCCUGGCCUUUUACCAAGCGAAAUGGGAUGCUAGCGUUGGUGAUGUCUUUGAUGAAUUAGGCUGUGGAGAGCCCACUUACAACCUGGUCAAACCUCACGAAGUCCACCUUGACCCCAAGCAGUCUCAAGCAAUAUUCAAGAAGCGUGCCUACCUCCGACACAAAAUGUGAUCCCUAUGCUCACUGCUAGUGUUGCUCUGCGGGCUUAUGCUCUUGCACGUCGAAAUUCCCGUGCCUCUUGCCUAGUCUGACAUAUUUGUACAGAGUCAAACUUUUUCUUUUUAUUUAACGAAUUGUGUCGAGUUUGUGUGCUCCUCUACGUGCACUUAAUGUUAUAAUUAUUUCUAAAACAUUUGGGGUCAGAGCAGGUACAUUUGACUUUGUGGAUAUGAACAA
This is a messenger RNA of Sycon ciliatum, 1449 nucleotides long. RefSeq names its product large ribosomal subunit protein mL38-like. Lineage: Eukaryota; Metazoa; Porifera; Calcarea; Leucosolenida; Sycettidae. Bases 85 to 1224 code for a protein of 379 amino acids. Gene Ontology annotation, cellular component: mitochondrial large ribosomal subunit. The transcript has 7 exons. The record is from RefSeq and is a predicted model, not a curated record.